Messenger RNA from Rana temporaria (common frog), 1907 nucleotides. Its product is annotated as vomeronasal type-2 receptor 26-like. NCBI's taxonomy places the organism in Eukaryota, Metazoa, Chordata, Amphibia, Anura, Ranidae. The record is from RefSeq and is a predicted model, not a curated record. Gene Ontology annotation, cellular component: membrane. Gene Ontology annotation, biological process: G protein-coupled receptor signaling pathway. The transcript is spliced from 3 exons. The coding region runs from base 1 to 1713 and encodes 570 amino acids. Gene Ontology annotation, molecular function: G protein-coupled receptor activity.
AUGGACAAAUCUGACCCAGCCAGCCCGAUUCUCAGAAGACCACCGACCGGUAGCAGUAAGGUUGCGCGUCUACUCCAUUUAUAUGAUUUGAUUGACGCAUGGAGGGAAUGUAAUCCCACGGUUAGAGACUACACGCACUUCUCCCAGGUGCACCACACGUAUUCUCGGAUUGACCAUAUUUUAGUGCGUACACCUUUGCUCCCGUACAUGACAUCGGUUAGGAUACUGUCGACCCCAUGGUCAGAUCAUUCUCCAAUUAAACUGUCAGUGAAAGGACUGUGGUCUAAACCUGGUCCUUCUUCAUGGAGACUUAAUCCUAGCUUAUUAAAUGACCCCUUACUGUACACGGAGAUCGAAAAGGAGCUACAGGAGUACUUCAGAAAUAACAAGGCAUCAGACACCUCCCCUACCAUUAAUUGGGGGGCACACAAAGUUACGGUGUGGUGUAAACUGAUUCAAUUGGCUGUUAGGGAAAAGAGGAACCGGGAGCAGACGGUGAGGCAGUUAGAGGCUUACCUGGACCACUUGUUGGAUGAACAGCGUAGAAACCCCCAGCCUGACAUUAGACGUAAAAUAGAUGAUGCACGGUUGGCUCUUAAUCUAAGUCUGACCACCCAAGCAGAAAAGCAUAUCAGCUGGUCCAAGCAUAAAUUCUAUACAAUGGGAGAUAAACCCACCACUAUGUUAGCUACGAAAGAUCAGGCUGGUUUCGUCCCCAAUCGUCAGGCAUCUGAUCAGACUCGUAGAAUUAUAAAUUUAAUUUCAGCAAUUCAGUCGGACUGGGACGACUUUCUUUUUUUAGAUAAAGGGUCAUGUCAUAAGUGUUCAGAAGAAGAGUGGCCAAACGAUAACAAUCAGUGUGUGCCAAAACCCAUUGAAUUUCUGUCUUAUGGAAAUGACCCGGUUCCUCUCGCAGUCUCAGUUAUUUCUGUUUUUCUGUUUGUUAAAACAUGCGCAAUUUUUUAUGUUUUUAUUAAAUUCCGAGAAACUCCAGUGGUCAGAGCUAAUAAUCAAAACUUGAGCUUCAUUCUCCUGAUCUCCAUCAUGUUGAGCUUCCUCUGUGUGUUUCUGUUUUUGGGUCGGCCUGGACCUAUCAGUUGCAUGUUUCGGCAGACAUCCCUUGGAAUCAUCUUUUCAGUGGCUCUAUCUUCCAUUCUAGCCAAAACUAUUAUGGUUUACAUGGCCUUCAAGGCCACCAAACCUGGGAGUUUCUGGAGAAAAUAUAUUGGAGUAAAAAUCCCCAACUGUUUGAUUGUUCUGUGCUCAUUUAUCCAGGUUUUAAUCAGCAUCAUUUGGUUAUUGACUGCCUGUCCAUUUCCGCAAACUAACACUCACCUAUAUGCUGAUACAAUUAUUAUUCAGUGUAAUGAAGGAUCUACUCUGGCAUUUUCAAUACUCCUUGGUUACAUCGGACUUCUAGCUGCUGUGAGUUUCUUUGUGGCUUUCCUGGCCAGAAAUUUACCAGAUAGUUUCAAUGAGACCAAAUACAUCACCUUCAGCAUGUUGGUGUUCUGCAGUGUCUGGAUCGCUUUUAUCCCAGCCUAUAUGAGUGUUACAGGGAAGAACACUGUGCUUGUAGAGAUAUUUGCUAUAAUAACUUCUAGCUUGGGAAUUUUGGGUUGCAUAUUUAUCCCCAAAUGUUAUAUUAUCCUAGUGAGACCAGAUUUAAAUUCAAAAAGUAAAUUAUUAAUACAAACCAAAACCUGGCAAUAGAUUUUAUUAUUUUGUUUUUAUUUAUAAUUUAUACAUUUGAAUCUUAAUGUUAAUGCAUUUUGAUAUUCCUAUUAUAGGUGUACUAUGUAUGCAGACGUUUCAGUAGGAUUGGUUAGACACAAAUGUAUCUACGAAAAAUUGUUGUCACUAAGGUUUAUUGAUGUUAAUUACUUUUAUUUAUUUUAUUGAUAUAA